AUGGAGCUUUUUACUUUCGGCGUCAACGCUCAAUUUCCACCCGCUUCCACCCUCACCGCCGAAGCAGCCACAAUCCUCUGGGCGUCAUGGUGCGAUGUGGUGAUUGCAAGCCAAGACCACACAGACUUGUGGACAGUUGAAUACAGAGGCACAGGCCUCACCGCCGCCCAAAAAGAUCACCUAGCUCGUGAUGAGCACAUCAAAACCGCCGUUAGCAAGGAUGAUAGCACAGUCCACUUUUUCGGCGGCGCAAUGCACGACGGAUUGCGAGGCUAUGUCAUCUCGAGCCCCGACGCCUCAAGCACCAAGAACGAGAUAAUCAUCUUUGCCACGGAACUAGAGAUAGAAGAGGGGCAACCAGACUUCCAAGUCUUCCCAGUGAACGAGAGUCACAGGAUAAUAGAUAUCAACGUCUCAAGUAGUGGGGAUGUAUUCCUCAGCGCAACGAACCGCGUAACCAACCAAGCGCAAAUCCUCCACGUCUCCUGCCUAUCAGAUCUGCAAAGACACCUUGCUUCACAUUCCCCUCUCCACUGCAUCACCAAUAGCACACCUCUCGCUUCCUUCAUCCCCACACAAUGGGAAAUAAAUGCAACGACCAGCACCGUCCUCGAUCAUGAGGGUAAAGUCUACACCUCAACUCGUGAUCCACGGUACUCGAAAUGUCUUGGCCGGGCAUACGAAGGUAACUCAACUUUUGAGCCUGUUCCCUACCUUUCCGAGACAUGCGUUGCAAAGGUGGCGUCGUGCGGGUAUAUGAGUGCGGCUGUGAGUACCGACGGGGAGUUAUUUCUGUGGGGCCAAGCGUGUCCCGGGUCGACGGGUGAGCUUGGAGUGCUGAAGGAAGUAGAUAUGUCGGAGUACAACGGGAGCGAAGUGCGGUCGGUAAGAACGGGCAUCUGGGCUGAAGGCGAGCAAGAUGAUUUUAUCAAGUGUCUGACGGUAUGCAUUGAGGGCGAGGAGGCGAGGGUGCAUGAUGUUGCGAUAGGAAAUGGACAUCUCCUGGUUGCUGCGCAAGUGCCAGGGUGUGAAGACGGGGGGAAACAGGCAGUUUUCGCUGCGGGAGAUAAUAGCAGGGGGCAAUUAGGCCUAAGUACGCAGGUGGGUUUUGUGGAAGAGUUCGAAGAAGUGCUAUCAUUGAGAGGCAGGUGCAUUAAGCAAUUAGUAGCGGCAGGGUGGUCUAGCUUCGGAGUAGCAAAUAUAUGA
Cucurbitaria berberidis CBS 394.84 is the source of this 1206-nucleotide messenger RNA. RefSeq lists its product as uncharacterized. The record is from RefSeq and is a predicted model, not a curated record. NCBI's taxonomy places the organism in Eukaryota, Fungi, Ascomycota, Dothideomycetes, Pleosporales, Cucurbitariaceae. The transcript has a single exon. Bases 1 to 1206 code for a protein of 401 amino acids.